Messenger RNA from Cariama cristata (Red-legged seriema), 594 nucleotides. RefSeq names its product family with sequence similarity 180, member B (gene FAM180B). Lineage: Eukaryota; Metazoa; Chordata; Aves; Cariamiformes; Cariamidae. The record is from RefSeq and is a predicted model, not a curated record. The transcript has 3 exons. Bases 1 to 594 code for a protein of 197 amino acids.
AUGGCCCAGGUGCAGUUCAAGGCCUGGCUCAUCCUCUGUGUUUUUGCUGGAUCCCAGAGGCUGACAGAUGAACAUCCUCGCAGCAGGGACGGUGCCGGUGCCAACACACCCCGUCGCGGCCCAGAGGACGCCGACGUCAUGUUAGAGAUGCUCUGGGCAGGGCUGGAUAUUCAGGCCAACAGGACAAUCCGGCUGCGGGACGAAGAGCUGACCUCCCUGCGUCCCGUGCGGUGGUUCAUGCAGGUUUUAGAGGUUGAAGUUCCCAAAACACCGAUAGAGAUCGAGCAGCAUCUGAGAUAUUAUUCACUGACCGAUACCCCCUUGCCUCUAACAGAGUUUGACCGUCUCCUUUUCACCGGUGUUUACUGUGCCUAUCAGGUUCGCUCCACACAGGGUCUAGAUAAAAAUCUCUGGAUUCGUUUUUUCUCUCAGCUGGUCGAUGAAAUCUUUCGUGACCUGUGCAAGGGGCUCUGCCCUGCAAAUACCACCCUUCUCCUGGCUUCCUGGCCCUGGAAGGAGAAGCCGUCACAUUUAGCAUCCCUGAAACAUUUCUAUCGUUCUAACCUGGCCAGGACCAAGAGAGACACUGAAUAA